UUUAUAUAUCAAUGCCUUCUGUCAUCCCUGACAUGAAGACACACUGUGAUCAUUUAUUUUGUGGAGUUAAACAGUCAUUCAAGUCGCACGGUAUCUGAGCCAAUGAAUUUUAAGGUUUUCCUUUCCAUGAAAAUGGACGGCUGUUACCAUUUUAUUAAGAAAUUAGUUUCACGUUUAAAAGUGGAGAAUGGAAGCUUUGGGAGAUCGUCUCAAGCUGAUGGUGAAAGUCUUCAGGCGCGAGUGCCACAGGGUUUUCCACUCUGAGAGGACCACCGUUCAUGGAGCUGAUGGCAUGCUGAUGUUGCUGCAGCUAGCCAUGGCUGAAGUUAGCAAGCAGCAUGCUGGGGAGUUUAAAGUGGCCCUGAGUGAUGUCCUGAUGGCCUGGAAACACUUACUGCUGGACAAACUUCACCUGCAACCCCCCAACUUUGCACGCUUGGAGAACUAUGACCUCAUCCGGGAGGCUUACGAAUCCUCCCUGAAACGCUCCAACACCGUGGACCUGGUUGAUGUCCUCUCCAUGUACAAACAGCUGAGACUAGGGGACUCGGACCCGGGGGAACCCGUGAGCCCGAUCCAGCUGUUUGAGUUCUUACUGGGAAACGCGGAUGUCUCCGAGUUACCAGACUCUUCAGUCCCGUCCACUCCGUCUCGUAAAAGCUGUCCCUGCAGCUCACAGGUGAAAAUGGCAGUGAGGCGGGUUUUCUGCUCCUAUCUGAAUCUGCUCGUGAACGCCAAGAACAACAUGGCCGCGGCGCUGACGCUCGACGUCCCCGGCCGCGCGCUCGGCCGCCAGGCGUUUACCGAGCUAAAGCACGCCGCUCGCAACGGCAACACCUCCCUGUUCCUGGCCGCGACGUCGUUCGUGAGGGCCGUCCAGCUGGGGGGGAAGGGCUACGCGCCAGCGGAGGCCGACCCGCUGAGGAAACACGUCAAAGGCCUGACGGACUUUGUCCAGUUCCUAGACAACCUGCAGGACGUCCUGGGAGAGGUUCCUGACCCGAGCGAGUGCGCCGCCCGGCUGUUGACCGCCAUCAGGGCGGCGCUGGUGAAAGGACGCGGUGGCGAGGACGCAGUGCAUGCCGCCGCCGAGGAGGCGACGGCGGAGCUGAAGGAGCAGAUCUGCCUCCUCCACCGGCUGCAGCAACGGGCCGCCGAUGGGAGCGGCUCGGGGAUAAGCCCCGCCAGGCCAAAGGCCUACGCGGUCAACCACUGCACCGCGUACGGAGGUCGGGACACCGUGAAGGUGCUGAUGGCGCUGCUGGACGAAGAGGCGCUGGCGCCGCCGUGUCGGAACAAGGCGGACCUGCUGUCGGAGGACCAGCCCGUCCUCGGUGGAGCCGAGGGGACCUGCGUCCUCGCCCUGUUCAGAUCCCCCGAAGUGUCUACUGGGCGUUCUCCAGAACCUCUGAAGAACCGAGUGCAGAGCCGCCUGGACCUGCUCAAACCCAAGGCCAAAGAGAGAGGAAUUCGAUCGCAGUUUGCGUGCACGUACAAAGAUGAGGAGAUGCCGCUGAGCCGCGUGCUGGAGUUCCCCAGCGCCAGCCAGGUGCCCACCUGCAUCCACCCGGCCCCCAGGCACCGGACCCCCCCAGCGCCGGAGGAGGAGAGUCGCUCUGACGUGGAGGAGACGACCAAAGCCACGUCUGCCGCCGAGCGCCCAAAUCAGGAGCCCGGCGGCGUGCGGCGGGGCGCCGCUCUGGGGUCAAGGAGCGGAAACCUCGGCGCGGCCCCCGGCCGUGUGGACAAAGCCGUCCCUCGAGGACAGCGGGGGGGCGACAAGAGGAAGCAGACGGACUCCGACCGGCGCGGCGGCUCGGAGAACGAGCCCCCGGGGAAGAAACCGCUCGCCUGCGUCUCCGUCAGGGCGCCCGGCAAGAAGGUCGUCAAGGCCCCGAGCAGGAAGAAGCUGAUAGCGGGACAGGGGAAGCUAACCAGCUUCUUCAGGCUGUAACCAAAACGCCUCAUGUGGGCGCGUUCAUCGGCUCGCUCGCUGGCGGUCGGACGGUCGGUGAAGCGUUUAGAUUGUUCUCGCAUCAGGCGAAUCUAAAUGGCCGUCCUGGCUGCGCUUAAUAACAAAGAGUUCAUUAGUAAAAAGAGAAAGUUUGCUCUAAUCUAUCCGGGCUAGCGGUAGCAUGUAGCGUACAUGCAUUUUUAUUCCACAGAAUAAACAAGACAUCAUGCCGGGGGGUGUUAAUCGUGCUCCAUUCAUGUUCUCAUUUAACACUCCGCACUUAACAGAGUGAGUUUUUUAUUUAUUUAAAUUUUGGUGAACGGAAUCCUUUUAUUAAAAUUAUUUUUCAUUAACCGAGUGACUGUUCCUCACUGAUUCACCCAUUUAGUGGUGUGGAAAAUGUUGGUGGCAGCAGCAUAAUGAAUCAUUUCCAAGACACUUUUCCAUUUUAAUAAACAUUUAUUUUUCUUUUA
Messenger RNA from Gasterosteus aculeatus aculeatus (three-spined stickleback), 2427 nucleotides. It is a transcript of the gene parpbp, whose product is annotated as PARP1 binding protein. NCBI's taxonomy places the organism in Eukaryota, Metazoa, Chordata, Actinopteri, Perciformes, Gasterosteidae. Gene Ontology annotation, cellular component: chromatin. Gene Ontology annotation, biological process: negative regulation of double-strand break repair via homologous recombination. The record is from RefSeq and is a predicted model, not a curated record.